CGCAGAAGAGAUGCUAGCGGAUCGGGUUAUGUUUACGUCGGUGCUAACACUGGAAAUAAUGUAUCGUUUGUAGCCUGUCAGGUUUGACGGACGCGUGUUUUAUCAUGCGUUUUAUUGCGAUUGACGAUAUAUUUUAACACGCUACGAUCAAUGUCAGCUCACGUGAACGCGUUAUCUCGGUCAGAUAACAAUCCGGUUAUCUCUAUGUUCAUACAAGGCUGUUAAUCGCAGAAUCGAGAUAUUUUCAGGUAAAAAUAGAAGGAAGUCAAAUUGCUUGGGUUUUUCAAUGUGCUUUUCCUACAAUAUUGUUGUUUCUAUCGUGGAAGAUCUGAAAAUCACCGAUGGCGUCAAAAUCAAGGGUCUCCAUUCUGGAUUACUUCAAUAUCGUCUGUGAGGGGGAAAAUGGCAAAAUUGAAUCAAACUGCAAAGCUUGUGGCACACGGAUUCAGGCUAAACGGACCGUCACUUCUAACUUUGUUACACAUUUAAAGCGCAAACAUCAAGCCAUGUAUGACGAGUUUGUAAGAAAAAAGGAUGUAAAAAGAGAGGCAAUGCAGACGUGUGCCGGCCCUCCAACAGGUCGGGUAAUCCCUCAAAGCGGCACUGGGAUGAACAAAUUUGAUUACAGUGACCCACGUCAAUCCCUCAUCUCUGAAGCUAUCGCCAAGAUGAUCAUCCGGGACCUUCAGCCGGCACAGAUAGUGGAAUAUGAAGGUUUUCGUGAGCUGCUCCAGCUCCUGGAGCCCCGUUACACGCCGAUACCCUGUCAUUACAUCCAACAGCAGCUUCUGCCAGCCUAUGUCUCUCAGGUGCAGCAAGCUGCCAAACAGGCCCUCAAAGGUGCUGAAUCCUGCAGCGUGACUCUUGACACUUUGAGUGUUAAUUGUGGGUAUCUUGGAGUGACUUGUCAUUUCAUAAAUACUGAUUGGAAUAUUAGAUCUGCACUUUUGGCGUGCCUACCACUUCCAGGCCACAGCAACACACAGCAGAUGCUCUCUGAGUUCGACGAGAUUUCCGAAUCCCAUGGAAUCUCCGGGAAAGUGUUCCGAGUUGUUGCCGACUCGUCGCCAUCUGAAAAAAGAUCAGCUUUUCGUCUUCCCGGGUUCCAUCUCAUGGGAAACGGUGAAGAAGAUGAGGAAGGGGAGGAUGAUAGUAGUGACGAAGAAGCCGUUGCAGGAGGAAUUAAGGAAGCUGUUAGUAGCAACGAGAACCACAAGUCUUUAGAUCACUGUCUUGGUCAAAGUAGGAUAGACUGUUUUGCUCGAUUAUUGGCUCAGUGUGUUAAGGAAGGAGUUUGCUCUUCCCCGCAGAUAUCGGUUCCUUUAAGCAAGGCCGCCCACCUCUACAACUAUGUUAAUGCUACGGUGGCUCCUGAGAAACUUCUUCACGUGUUUGGCUCGAGUAGUACUUUAGCAGGUGAGCAGGAAUCCUCAUCCACAGACAAGUAUUGGACCGCUCAAUUAAAAAUAAUGCGUCAAAUGGUGGAGUCAAUGGAUUUCCUUGAAGACAUUGUGGAUAGAAAUGACUUAGUCCUCGGUAGCUUAGAAAAAGCUGUGCUCCGGGAACUGGUUGAGGUGCUGGAACCUUUCGAGGAAGCCUCGGACAUGGUCUCUGGAGACAAGCACGUGUCCAUCAGUCUAGCCUUGCCGUGUGUAUUAGGUCUUCGCAAACAUCUGGCAGAGGUCACUACUCAACAGUGUUCUGGGAUUGUGAUGGGAUUGUCUCAAGCCCUGGAGCGCAGACUUGCUGGCAUUCUUGAAGACCCUCUUUUUGUGACAGCCACUACUCUUGACCCACAGUUCAAACUCUCCUGGAGCAGUGACACUGACUGGCACAAGCAGGUGCUGUUGGAGGAGGUUGGAAAGCAUACACAACCUUUGAGUCCACUUGAACAUCAUUCAGAAGCCCAGCCUUCACCGUCAAAACGCUGUAAGCUUUUCUCGUUUAUUAAACAGAGGCCGACCACUCAGGCCAAGACUGUGGAGCAGGAGCUGUCUACGUAUCUCCACGAGGAACCAACAGACGAGGAUCCACUGCAAUACUGGAAGCGAAAGUCCAUUGAUUUCCCCUUGCUCUCGCAAGUAGCCAAGAAAGUUUUUACUGUACCAGCAACGACCACAUCGGUGGAUCAGAUUUUUAACUUGGUUAGCAAGACGCUCGCACCACAGCGAUGUCAAUAUCUGCCAAAAAACUUGGACACUUUGAUUUACUUAAAGGCUAACUAUAAAAUACUUUGGUCCUAACGGCAAAGAAAGCUUUAACGAAAGAUUUUGUCAUGCUUAUUUCAAACCAAACACCUCAAAUGCAAAACGGGGGACGGUGCCUGAUAUGUAUCUGUCAACAUAAAUGGCGUAGAUUUUAAAGGUGCCAAAGAAUGCAUUGAAAUAAUCUGAUAAAUUGUUAUUUGAUAUUUACAUAGAAGGUCUGUAACUUUAUUAAGUUAUUUUCCAGAAAUGCCCAUUUACAACCCUAGGAUUUGUCCUUUGAAUGAAAUUGUCUAUUUUAACCCUAUUUGGAAGGGUCAUGAAUAAUAAUAUUGAGCUCUGCUCUGCUCCGAGGCUCAUGCCAAUAGCUCACAUUAGUAAACUUGUGUUGGGGCGUACAUCUCGACUGUUACAUCGCAGUCUGUGUUGAGAUUGGCCUGUUUUCCAGCAGUCUUUUGCAUGGACGAGGUUUACAUUAGAAGGAGGAAACAAAUGCGUUUGAGGCUCAUGAUAUGUCAUUACCAUGUACAGAACUCUUAUUAUUAAUCUCUGCCUAGGUAAAUACAGGUUUUUAUUCCAUGGCACCUUUAAAAUAGACAUUCCUUUUAUAUUAUGUAUAGUAGACUAGACUUUAUUUAUGUAAGUAUUGGGUAACACAACAAUAAGUUAGCAAGCACUGAUUAGUAGUUCAUGUAGUGUACAUUCAGACAUUUGAAUGUAGGGGUGAGUGGUGCACAACCUAAUGUGGGGUUAUUUGUAACACAGACCUUUCACAUUGUUAAACAGGUUUGAGCGAUUUGUGUUUUGUGCUUUUUUUCUCUCACUAGACGCUAGGGCUGCACAAUUAAUGAAAUAGUUAAUCAGGAUUACAAUUACAUGUGAAGCAAUUACGUAAUCCCCAAAAGCCUCAAUUACAGCUGUCCAUCUGUGCUCAUUUCUAUGCAUUUCGGCAGUAUGUUUGGGCACCAAUGCAGUGGUGAAUCAGAGAUUUUAAAAUGUAUAAGUUGACGUGUCCAUUAGCCAUUUGUUUUUUUAGAUUUUUUACUAACCCUACUGAAAAAUCCAACUAAAACCAGCAUAAGCUGGUGAUCUGAUUUAAGCUGGUUCCCCAGCUUGAUUUAAGCUGGUUUGCCGGUGUAGCAAAAUGGUCUAGCUGUGUUUUGGUCACUUUUUAAGCUGGUCUAGCUGAACCAAGGAAGACUAACUGACCCACAAGCUUGACCAGCUUUGCCAGGCUGGGAGGACCAGCUUAAACCAGUUACUGCCACCUUAAACCAGCUAAAACCAUCUACCAGCUGGAUUUUUCAGUAGGGAACAACAUAAUUCCCAUUGUUAUUUGUGAUUUACAUUAUAUUAUUUAGUUUUGGAUGUAUAGAAUUUACCAUGCAGGUGCUUCACAGAAAGUUAAGAAAAACUUCAAUGUAUAAUCUAUUAAUGGACAAGAAUAAGCGCAAUUACAAUAUCAAUAACUAUGAUUUUUGUCAUAAUCGUGCAGCCCUACUAGACAUGUUUCACAUUACCCUUCAAUUUGACCAAAUAGAAAGACAUGUCAAUUUCGCAAAAGUUUUUACCUCGGGUGAGGUGGUUUUUCUGUCAAUUUAUAAAAAGAAUAUAUCGCAAAAUUGAAAUGGAAAGCUGACAUGCAUAACAGUCAGACAAUCAUUCUUUAAAAUGCAUAUCAUAGGUUAAUGGUAACGCUGUUGUUUCACAGUAGUGACAUUUGGACACCGCUAAAGUUUUUUACACAAACAUUUUAAUUACACAAAUUAGAGCACUCAUUCAUUGUGGAUCAGGAAGGUUUCAUGUCAUACAGAAAGUUCUUGGAGUUUAGUUUAAUUCAGAUUUUUUUUACAUUUUAAUCCCAAUAGCAUUUUGUGAUUUGAUUUGUUUAUAUUUCCCUGUUCAGGCAUAAAGGUCGCGUGUUUCACCACCUCCGCUGUCACUGUCACAUUCAUCUGCUUCAUAUGAUGUUGAACAUGUAAAGUGAUGCACGGUCUGCGUUCAUCUGUUCUCUUCACAAAUAAAUACACACAUUUUAACUUUUA
Molecule: messenger RNA, 4249 nt
Organism: Misgurnus anguillicaudatus (oriental weatherfish)
Lineage: Eukaryota; Metazoa; Chordata; Actinopteri; Cypriniformes; Cobitidae
Product: zinc finger BED domain-containing protein 4
Molecular function (GO): protein dimerization activity
Source: RefSeq, a predicted model, not a curated record